UUGCGCAUUUUGUGCAGCAUAAAAUACGCUGCAUAUACUCAAUGUGUGACCCUACCCUUAAUGUUUUAUAAAAACACUUGUUUUUUUAAAGUCACUAGGUUACCACAUUUACCAACUUCCAUGGCUGUGGAUUCUACCAGUGGACAGCUGGAGAGAGCCAAAUUUACAAGCACGGGUGAGAUUCGGGUCAGGAGUACGGAACGGACCCCUCACAAGAAGACAUGGAGGGACUGGUGCCUCAUCAAAUCCAACUGGCCCCCCUAUGGUGGACCAUAUGGUGGACCACGGACCGGGACUCUGGCGCACACAGAGAUGUGCUGAAUAUACUUUUGCAUAUGCUUGAAUGUUUUACAACUCCAUGUGGGUGGUCAUGAAUUCCUCCUCCUGACCGGAAGUGACCUCUGCUCUGCUGUUAACCAGCACCCUCUCGGGAUCAGAAAGAUUAUUUAUGAACUUUACCUGUGCCUUAUAAAACUCUUGAAGACGCUCAGCAUCCACUCCACCACCUCAUACCCUAAACUGUUUACGCUCAAGGACCCAAUAAUCAGCACCAGCCGGCACCAUGGGUGAGGGAAGCCUAAGGAAGAGAAAAGAGGAAAAAAAUGAGGAUAACCAGUCUAUCCAGAGUAAGGAGUCCUCAGUAAUGCAACUCAAGAAGCAGGUGGGACUGCUAAGCGGGAUAAGCCUCAUCGUCGGAACAAUUAUUGGGUCUGGGAUCUUUAUUUCCCCAAAAUCUGUUCUCAGAAAUACAGGAGCUGUGGGACCAUGUCUUAUCAUCUGGACAGCGUGUGGAGCGAUUGGAAUGAUGGGUGCCCUAUGCUUUGCCGAACUUGGCACAAUGAUAACAAAGUCUGGAGGUGAAUACCCAUACCUCAUGGAGGCCUUUGGACCAAUCCCAGCUUUUCUCUUCUCCUGGUCCAGUGUCAUUGUGAUGAAACCUUCAUCAUUUGCUAUCAUAUGUCUGAGCUUUGCAGAGUAUGUUUCAGCGCCAUUUUAUCCUGACUGUGAACCCCCGCAAGUGGUCAUCAAAUGCCUAGCUGCUGGCGCCAUCAUGAUGAUCACAGUGGUGAACUCUCUGAGUGUGAAGCUGGCAAGUUAUUUACAGAACUUUCUCACUGUAGCCAAAAUGAUCAUUAUCGUCAUCAUCAUUGUCAGCGGCAUUGUCCUGUUGAUACAAGGAAAUACUCAGAACUUCUCUAACAGUUUUGAAGGCUCCAAAAUCACAGCCGGAGGGAUUGGCCUGGCUCUCUACAAUGGUCUGUGGGCCUAUGAUGGAUGGAAUCAGCUCAAUUAUAUUACGGAGGAGCUUAAAAAUCCAUACAGAAAUCUUCCUCUAUCCAUCAUACUUGGGAUGCCAUUGGUCAUGGUGUGUUACCUGUUAAUCAACAUUGCCUAUUACACUGUAAUGACCCCCACCGAGCUCCUUCAGUCUCCGGCUGUUGCCGUGACGUUUGGAGAUCGUGUUUUGUAUCCAGCAUCUUGGAUGGUUCCCUUGUUUGUGGCAUUUUCAACCCUUGGAUCUGCAAAUGGAAGCUGCUUCACCGCUGGCAGGCUUACAUAUGUAGCUGGUCGUGAAGGACACAUGUUAAAAUUCCUGUCAUACAUCAGCGUCAAGAGACUGACCCCGCUGCCGGCCAUCGUGUCUUAUGGCAUUAUUGGAAUGUUUUACAUUAUCCCGGCUGAUAUUAACACCCUCAUUAACUACUUCAGCUUCGCUGUCUGGUUAUUUUAUGGAAUAACUAUUGCUGGCCUCAUAGUCAUGAGAUUCACAAAAAAAGACAUGAAGAGGCCGAUUAAGGUCCCAAUUGUCAUUCCCAUCUUGAUGGUUCUGAUCUCUGCAUACCUGGUACUGGCACCAAUCAUUGGUGAGCCCGAGUGGGCCUAUCUCUACUGUGUGAUCUUCAUUCUGAGUGGCCUUAUCAUUUAUUUUCCUUUUGUUCAUUUCAAAGUCAAAUGGAUGCAAAAGAUAACAAAGCCAAUCACCAUGUACAUACAGAUGGUAAUGGAAGUGGUUCCUCCUGAAGAGUCCAAGAGCGAAGACUGAUAGGCCGAAAGAAAAUACCGUGCAGCUAUUUAUCAACUCUAUCAUUGUACAUAUUGUAAAUGUCACAUGACUCAGGAAAGCAGCCGCACCAAUUGUAUUGUCCCACAGACAGGACAGUUAAGGGUUUUCUAUGGAGAGCUUACAAUCUCACCACUAAUGCUGGGUCUGUACAUUAGUCUAAUCUUUCAGGGCUGUCUCCUUAGUUUGUAAAUUUUUGUUUACUGCUUGUAAAUGUAUCUCUUCUACUUCUGUGUUCAUUGACAUAAUAUAAGGAGGAUUAAGAACAAUACAUAUUUACAAUAACAGCAUCUUCACUAGUAAAACCUUCGUGCAUUGAAAAAAAAAAUUUGCUGAAAGGUUACGCUCCUGUCUUUUUGCUGAUAGUUCAGUUAUUUUUCUUGGUGAGCUUCUGUACAUGUCCUUUUAGUUUUCCAUCCACAUCUAGCAGCUUUAUUUUCUUUCUUUGAUUGGAUUUGAGAGUUUCAUUGGCUGUGUGCUUGGGAUCAUUGUCUUAGUAAAAUGACCACUGUUAGGAUCUAUUUCUCCCUGUGAUCAGUCAACUCCAGCUGUGUUGAUUAGCAGACAGAUUUAGGCUAGGUUUCCACUUGUUUUUUUUUUUUUUUGCAAAAACGCCUGUUCUGCCGCAUGGUGUUUAUAUUGUGAAAAAACGCUGCGGGCAGAUGUUAGCUGCAAGUCAAUAGUUAACUGCAAAAUGCCAAAGCCACUUGGAGUUUUUCAGUUUGGCGUUUUUGGGCUCCUUGGCAGUUUUAAAAAAAACGACCUCUUGUUGAGACUGGUGUUUUUCCUGAAAAUCUUGGCAUUUUCCUCCCAUAGAAGUCUAUGGAGUGAAAAAACACCAAGAAAAAUGCCAUGUGGGUUUUAACUUUGGCGUUUUUACAGGCGGUUUUUAUUCUUUUUUGUACUUUAGCGAUCCAAAAAAGUGAUGAAGAUACCUUUUUUUAUUAACAUUUUGAAGGGUAUCCAUUAAAAAAAUAAUAAAAAAGAUACAGUAGUGAUGGAAAAAUUUUAUUUAACGAAAUGUAUCUUUUUUAUAACAAAAUUUUAAAACAUUUUUAAACAGGAAUCAAUUUAUGUGAGCAAAAAAUAUAGCCAACAAUUAUAAAAAUGUAGUGUGUGUGUGUGUGUGUUUUUCACUUUAUUUUUUAGGUGGUACUAGCAUGGAACACACACUGUUUCUUGAUGGGAGUAGUAGUACCUGUACUAAUUAAAAGAUCACCGGGGUCCCUUGUAUAGAUGCGGCCGGACGCUCUCCUAUGGUCUCCUGCACUGCUGUAUAUAUAC
Messenger RNA from Hyla sarda, 3346 nucleotides. It is a transcript of the gene SLC7A9, whose product is annotated as solute carrier family 7 member 9. The coding region runs from base 563 to 2044 and encodes 493 amino acids. The record is from RefSeq and is a predicted model, not a curated record. Gene Ontology annotation, cellular component: membrane. NCBI's taxonomy places the organism in Eukaryota, Metazoa, Chordata, Amphibia, Anura, Hylidae. Gene Ontology annotation, molecular function: L-amino acid transmembrane transporter activity. The transcript has 16 exons. Gene Ontology annotation, biological process: amino acid transmembrane transport.